AUGAAACAAGAGUUAUCAGCUUUAGGAAUGCCUAGAAGGAUUUCAUAUUUUGAAAUUUUGGAUGCAACCAACAAAUUUGAUGAGAGUAACUUACUGGGAAGAGGAAGUUUUGGUUCUGUAUUUAAAGGAAGGCUUUCAAAUGGAACAAUGGUUGCUUUUAAAAUAUUCAAUUUUGAUUCAGAAGCAUCGUCAAAGAGCUUUGAACUGGAAUGUGACACGAUGCGUAAUGCACGUCACUGCAAUUUGGUGAAGAUCAUAAGUAGUUGUUCCAAUCUUGAUUUCAAGUGUUUGGUAAUGGAGUUCAUUCCCAAUGGGAGUCUUGAAAAAUGGUUAUAUUCUCAUAACUAUAGUUUGGAUUUUCUGCAAAGGUUAAAUAUAAUGAUAGAUGUUGCAUCUGCUUUGGAAUAUCUCCAUUGUAGCUUGCCAACACCAAUAGUCCACUGUGAUUUGAAGCCAAGAAACAUUUUGUUGGAUGAUAACAUGGUUGCUCAUGUGAGUGACUUUGGAAUUGCAAAAUUUCUAGACAAAGGAAAGUCUAGUAAACUCACAGAGACAAUACCUACAAUUGGUUAUGUUGCACCAGAAUAUGGAUCUCUUGGAAUUGUCUCAACAAAAAUUGAUAUGUACAGCUUCGGAGUAAUACUAAUGGAAGUAUUCACAAGAAAAAGGCCAACAGAAGAUAUGCUUGUGGAUGGAUUGAACUUGAAGAGUUGGGAGUUUCUCAAGACAUGGAGCGUUACACCAUUUCAUCAUGGAAAACUGAAGUUGGAAUAUAAGAAUGGUAGCCUCAAGUGUUACAUGCCUUAA
Molecule: messenger RNA, 807 nt
Organism: Neltuma alba
Lineage: Eukaryota; Viridiplantae; Streptophyta; Magnoliopsida; Fabales; Fabaceae
Product: LRR receptor-like serine/threonine-protein kinase EFR
Exons: 3
Coding region: 1-807 (268 amino acids)
Biological process (GO): protein phosphorylation
Molecular function (GO): ATP binding; protein kinase activity
Source: RefSeq, a predicted model, not a curated record